Messenger RNA from Scaptodrosophila lebanonensis, 804 nucleotides. RefSeq lists its product as uncharacterized. Lineage: Eukaryota; Metazoa; Arthropoda; Insecta; Diptera; Drosophilidae. The transcript is spliced from 2 exons. Bases 1 to 804 code for a protein of 267 amino acids. The record is from RefSeq and is a predicted model, not a curated record.
AUGCCUCGCAUGCCAAGCGUGACCGAGAAGCAUGGCUGCUGUUUGUCUUACCAGGAUGCGGGCGUGGGCAAGAAUCUGAAUGGCAUCAUCGGCUUAAACUGGCACAAAAAAAUCUUUGCGCUUGGUAGUGUCCUCACUUUCUCGGCCGUAGCCAGUGCCGCCUUCGCCUCGCCCCUCUCCAGCCUCCGGCAGCGUCGCGAUGUGUCCGAGUUGGCCACCAACUCGGCGGAAUAUUUGCCACCUGCUGCCGAUGCUGCCGAUGCUGCCAUCCUUCCUGAGCCUGAGAGCGCCCCAUUGGGUGAUGAGGGCUACGAGUAUCGUGCCGUGCGUCGCCUGAAGCUGCGCCAUCGCAAUCGCCGCGAUGUCUCGCACUUGCCACGUCAAUACUUGCCACCGAACAACAUGUACCUGCCGCCCGCUGCCGCCGAUGAUACCGAAGAAGUCAUCUCUGCUGCCGAGCCAAAGGUGGCACGCGAGUAUUUGCCACCUACUGUGGAGCAAACGGAAGCGCCCGAAACCGAAGCGCCCGCCACAGAGGCGCCUGCUGCUGACCUGGAGGAGCCCGAUGUACGCGUAGUGGAUGUUCCACAGCCCAGCGGUGAGCUCCUGGACGAUGGCUAUCAUUAUAAUAAACCAGCUGAAGUGCCCACUCUACGUGAGGCGACCAUGGAGUACUUGCCACCGGUGGCACCACCAGUCGAGGACGAGGAGAGCGUGGUGGUUGAGGGACCCGCCGAUGGAGCAAGCGCUGCACUUGCCCAGGACGGCUACCAUUAUCGUGCGGUCAGACGGUACAGAUUUUAG